Molecule: messenger RNA, 4900 nt
Organism: Sipha flava (yellow sugarcane aphid)
Lineage: Eukaryota; Metazoa; Arthropoda; Insecta; Hemiptera; Aphididae
Gene: Isha
Product: splicing factor, arginine/serine-rich 15
Exons: 18
Coding region: 313-4881 (1522 amino acids)
Cellular component (GO): nucleus
Molecular function (GO): RNA binding
Source: RefSeq, a predicted model, not a curated record
UCCCUACGCGCAAUACUUUACCGUACGGGCUGCCGCUGUUGUCAGCGUUGGAACAUACGAGUUUUGCUGAAUGUCAGUUGAACGUCUGCUGUGUUUUUCACGAUCGAAGACGUCAGAAUAACAACGGCGACAUCAUCUACAACUUUAACGGAUCGCGUCCAGGUGCUGGCGACCACCGGAAUGCCGUGUUGAUCCAAGCGCCGCCGCCGCCGCCUUUUCUUAUUCACGUCAAUAUUGUGCGAUAAAUCUGAGACGCAAAACAUUCGCGGUAAUCGUGUUUACGCGUUUGUAAAGUGAAACUACAUAGUCGAUAUGGAGGCCGUCAAAGCGUUCACAUUCGAGCUCUAUUCCAUUAUGGAAAUGAAGCCACCUAUAUCAAAAGCUAAGAUGACUGCGAUCACUCGUAACGCUAUUAAAGCUAUCAAACUGUAUAAACAUGUCGUCCAGUGUGUUGAGAAAUUCAUACAGAAGUGCAAACCUGAGUACAAGAUUCCUGGUUUAUAUGUGAUUGAUUCAAUAGUCAGGCAAUCUCGACAUCAGUUUGGAAACGACAAAGAUGUAUUUGCUCCUAGAUUUGCUCGUAAUCUUAGGACAACUUUUACUCAUUUAUUUGCUUGUCCUGAAGAAGAUAAAAGUAAAGUUAUACGAGUAUUAAAUUUGUGGCAAAAGAAUGCUGUUUUCACCACUGACAUUAUUCAACCCAUAUUUGAUUUGGCUGCCAAUCCUGAUUAUAGUGAACAUACACAAAUAAACCCUUUAUCCACAAUUGAUAACAGUCCAAAACUAAGUGUCAAAACAGAUCUUUUCAAAAGUCAAGAAAAUACUCCAGUUAAAGAAGAUAUGUCUAAAAACUUUGAUGCUUUGCAGUCACAAAGCAUAGAUAAUGAUAAUAAGCCUAUAGAUCCAGCUAUCCUUGAACAUAUACAAGCUAUUCAGUCAUUGCUAAAAAAGCAACCAGGUCAAUUAUCUACAUCACCUCAAGUAAAAAAAUCUGAUGGGGUAAAAUUAUUUGAUAAAAAAAUUCUUGAUUAUGAUUAUGGUGAUGAUGAAGAAGAAAUGCUUAAUCAAUCUCCUGAGUUUCAACAACAUCAGAAUCAAAAUACUGCCAUCGAAGGACUUGACAGCCUAUUGAGUAACCCAGAAGUUCUGCGCACAUUGCGCAAUGUCGAAGGGCUAAUGUCCACACAGUCUAAACAGCUGGCAGAGUUGGACAAGAUUAAAGAAAUGAGAAAAGAAGCGGAGUUCGACAAGCAUCUUGCUCAGACUGUUCAGAAUCUACCAUUUGCUUCAGAAUGUGAAUUAAAACCAGCUCCUAUGGUUUCCCAAACUGUUAAUAUGUCAAAUCCUUAUGCUAAUCAGUUGUAUAAUACACAAAAUAUGUACCAACAGCAACAACCUUUAAUGACAUUAGAAGCUCACCAUAAACCUUUAUCCCAAAUAAUCUCUUAUGAUGAUCCAAAUCAGUCUAAACCAGAAGUGAUUGAUUUAGAUCACAUAGCAUCACCUCCUCAUAAUAAACGAGAUUCAAGACGAGAUGGUUAUUCAUCAAGUUCAUCUCGAAAAAGAUCUCCAAGGAAAAGUAGUCGUGAACGUCAACGUGAACGAGAAAAAGAUCGCGAAAGAGAUAGGGAGAGAAGAAAGAAAUAUUUACCUCCAUUCAAAAAGAAUCAUUUAGCUGUUGUGAGCACUACUCUUUGGGUCGGUCAUCUAUCGAAACUCAUUCACCAAGAUGAUUUAUAUGGAUUAUUUCAACCAAUUGGUGAUAUUGUUUCAUUAAAUUUAAUAUCUCCUAGAGGGUGUGCCUUUUUGUGUAUGAAUCGAAGGCAAGAUGCUGCUCGUAUAAUGAGUAAAUAUCAAGGGGAAAGAUUACAAGGAAAACCCAUGACGAUUGCUUGGGCUCCUGGUCAAGCAAUGAAAGACAAAGAAUGGAAAGAUUAUUGGGAAAUUGAUGAUGGUGUUUCAUACAUACCAUGGGAAAAAUUAAACAAAGAAAUAGAUUAUGAUGAAUUGGAAAUUGGAGGGAUGUUAGAUGAAGAUACAAUGCCUGAAUGGUUAAAAACUCAUUUAAAAAUGUUGCGUACUUCUAAGAAAAAUGAAAAAAAAGAAGAAGAAAAGUUAACUGAAGGAAAUCAACAACCAUUAACUGCAUCUAAUUUUUUUGAUACACAAGGUGUGCAGUCACCUAGUGUUCAAAUGCAAAUGUCUCCAGCACAGAACAGUCAGCCUAAUCAAAUUAAUUUCAAUUUGCCACAGACAAUGAGUAUGCCUAAUCCAUUUGGAAUCAACCCUAGACUAAUUAAUCCAAUGAUGAACCCAAUAAUGCCGGGCACCAUGGCACCUAUGAGUAUGGGUCAUCCUUCUAUGAUGAUGAUGAAUAGAAUGCCAUCACCCUUUGGACCUCCACCAAAUAUGGCUAUGAUGGGAAAUCCACAACAAAUGACAAUAACUAGUGAUGCACCAAAAUCACUAGGUGUUCCCACCGAUAUGAUGAUGUCUUUUCCUUUCGGAAUAAAUUUACCAUCACAAGCUACUGCAAUUUCUUCUGCUCAAACAAUGAUGGGAAUGAAUCCAUCUACUGUAACAUCUGGAACAAGUACUGCGCCUACUUUAUCACAUACAAAUCAAAAGGAUAAUCUCAUUGCAACAAAUCCUCCAAAUCAAUUAGAUCCAUCAACUAUUAUGCAAUUUAAUUUACCUCCUCCUCCAACACUUCCAAAUCUGUCUAAUUUUUCACAAAAUACUAAUAGUUCUAAUUUAGGAAAUGAAAAGUAUGAUCCUAAUACAUUAGGGAACUCUGAUCAGGAAGAGUCCAAAGACACUGAUAGAAAUAAUGAUAGAGAGGACCGAAAUCGUGGACGGGAUAAUAGAAAUCGUAGUCGUGACAGCAGAGAAAGAAUUGAUAGAUUCAAAGAUCGUGAAAAUAAAAAUGAUCGUGGUCAAAGAGAUGAUUUGUCCCAAAGACUAGAUCCAAGAAAUCGUCUCAAAGGACCUGAACAAAGGGAAAGGAAGUCAUCACGCUGGGGAGAUAAGGUUAGUGAAGAAGUAAACAGUCAGAAUAAUGUUGGUCGUCUGUCUGUAAAGGAAGGAUUGAGUAUGGCACAGGCUCCUAAUUUAGCACAAAUUGAUAAUGUAAAAGAUAUUUUAAUUCAAAAUAAUUCUCUGCACCAAAUUCUUGAACAUGUAAUUCAAGAUAACAUGGGUAAUCCACCAUUUAAAUCUCCUGGUAUGUUUGGGCCAAAUGGACCACUUCCAAACCAAAUGUUCAAUAUGCCACCUCAAAGUUUUCAGCAAGGAUUAGGACCAGAUGGUCCAAGACCACCUUUGUUGGACAAUGGAAAUCUGAGAGGAAGAGGAGGAUGGAAUCGUGGAGGCCGUGGAGGUUUUAGAGGACGUAGUGGAUACAACAAUGGACCGAACUGGGAUAAUAAUAAUGUUCCUAAUUGGGAUAAUAGCAGUGGACCUAAUUGGGAUAGUAAUGCUCCUCCUCCAAUUUGGCAAAAUCAAAGUAUAAAUAGAGGAGGAAUGAUGGGAAGAGGUAAUUUGAGACCACCAUUAAUGCAAAAUGCAAUGGGUCGUGGCCGAGAUAAUUGGAUGGACAAUAAUUCAUCUGUUGGCAGAGGUGGUCGUGAUUCAGAUAAUUGGGGUAAUCGUGGUGGUGGAAGAGAUAUAGAUAAAUGGGGAGGUCGUGGUGGUAACCGCGAUUCUGAUGGAUGGGGUGGUCGUGGUUCUAGACUUUCGCCAUGGAGAGGUAAUGGAAAUCGACGACGGAAUGAUGACUGGGAAAAUCCUAAUCAAAAACGUUGGAGACGUGAAGAAAACUCUGAAUAUGAUGAACAACAAAAAAUAUGGAAACGUGGAGCAGUGAAUGAUGAAGAAGAAUGGCAAAAUAAUAAACAGGGAUCACUGUGGUCAGCUGGCAAGAAAGAUGAAGGAAAUUAUUCGAAAUUCAAACCUCGCGAGAAUAAUGAAGACCGCCCUAGAAAGCCAAGUAAAUGGGGUGAUAGAGAUUCUGAUGAUAUUGUAAAAGAAGACCGAUGGAACAGAAAAUCUAUAUCUAAAGAUGAAUCUACCAUAGACGAAGGUCCACAUCAAACAAGUGCUCCAAUGGACCUGGAUAACUAUGAAGGUGAUUCUGUAGAUAAUAUAGAACAAUUACAUGGAGACAAAGAACAAGAAAAUUCAUGCCAAAACCAAGAUACUAGACAGCAUGAUGAAUUUGAAAAAGAAGAGGAACAAAAAAUAGAACCUCAUUAUGAAUCUGGUAGUUUUAGUGAUGUGGUGUUAAUACAUGAUCAAGAAAGUGUUCAACAAAAUGUUGAUGAAAAAAAUAAUGUAGAACAAAUAGAACAUCAAGAUUAUCAAGAUGGUUUCAGUAAUAAUUUGGAACAAUUACCUCCACACAAUAAUAUGGAAGAAAUGCAACAGAAUUCAGAAAGUCAACUCCAAAAUGUGCAAGAUAAUGACUAUCAAAAAAAUACUCUUGAUAUUGAUUCUAAACAUGAUUAUGAUCAAAUGAGCCAAAAUUAUAGAGAACAAAAUCAACAAUUUGAAACUGAAUGUAAUAAUACAACAUAUAAUAUUAAAUGUCAAAAUUAUAACCAACCAUAUGAUGAAGAAUCAUCGCAAAAUUUAAAUCGUCAAGAACAAUCAGUUGACAAUUUUGUGUCACAAACUAGUAAUGAAACUGAUGAAAGAAAGUACAUAGAAGAAAAAUCUCUAAAUAACCUUUAUUUUAAUACAGAUAAUAAGUUGCCUUUAAAUGAACCUUUUGAGAUGGAACAACAAAACAAUGACAAUCUUCCUUCUGAAGAAAUAGGAAUUGCUUCAGCAGAUGGUAAUGAAGUGUCAGAAAUUAAUACAGUAGAAUCUAAUCAAAAUUAAACCACAUUGUACCUUUUUA